CCGCACCCGCAACAUCGACCUACAGGUCCCACCGUCCAUCCUUCUACCAUUACCGAGUGGAAGCAUGGUCUCCGUUGCCUCAACAAGCUCGCGGCUCAGAAUCCUCAUUUCGAAACCUCCAUCCAAAAGCUCAUCAAGGAUCAAGAGCGCAACGUGAAAGACUGGGACAACGGCCGCCAACGCCUUAUCGCCGAGCAGCGAGCAAAACGGGAAAAUGAGUUAUCUCAGAGAGCAGCCAUCAAUCUGCCGGGACUUCUCGACAAUGCGCCACUCCUUCGUACUCCAGAGCGGGACCAGGAAGAGCUCAACGAGUACUAUCAGAAGGUGUACCGUGCUUGCCGUCAGAUGUCUGAGUCUCACAAGAAGGAACUGCAGCGCUUGGGGGUUCCGUUCUUUUGCUUGAGGUUUGAUCUACUGCGAGCCGAUGAUACGAAGACGGUAUCUUCGCCUCACGAAGAUGACGAACAGGAGAAAGAGGUGUCUGCCUCGUCAGACGGAACUAUCACAGAAAGCGAGCUUUUGGUGCUGCAGAAGAAGAUGCUGAAUCACUUGAUGGAGCUGUAUGGAGAUUGA
Westerdykella ornata is the source of this 573-nucleotide messenger RNA. RefSeq lists its product as uncharacterized. The record is from RefSeq and is a predicted model, not a curated record. NCBI's taxonomy places the organism in Eukaryota, Fungi, Ascomycota, Dothideomycetes, Pleosporales, Sporormiaceae. The transcript has 2 exons. The annotation marks the transcript as partial.